AUGCUUGAACUCGAACCAAGAGACAUCUUACCAGAACAGCAAGCCGACUUUAGACCAGGAAAAAGCACAAUUUACAACAUCCUGCGAUUAGAACGAUACGCUCAGAAUCAACUUCGAUGUGCUCGAAGACACUCAGCGGUUAUUCUAUUCGAUAUAAAAGUUGCAUUCGAUUCAGUAUGGCAUAACGGUCUGAUAUACAAAUUAAAUGAUCUUCGACUUCCUACGUACAUCAUCAACUACUUAACAUCAUUUCUUGAAAAUCGAAUCGCAUCAAUCGAAAUCGAAAAUGUCCUAUCCAAACAAUUCAACUUAAAGAGCGGUACUCCACAAGGAUCUCCAUUAUCACCACUAUUAUAUAUUAUAUAUACUGCAGAUUCGAUGAAUGAAUUACCGACUCAUACAGAACAUUGA
Rotaria socialis is the source of this 411-nucleotide messenger RNA. NCBI's taxonomy places the organism in Eukaryota, Metazoa, Rotifera, Eurotatoria, Philodinida, Philodinidae. The record is from the annotation of a GenBank genome assembly.